Molecule: messenger RNA, 690 nt
Organism: Entamoeba invadens IP1
Lineage: Eukaryota; Evosea; Mastigamoebida; Endamoebidae
Exons: 1
Coding region: 1-690 (229 amino acids)
Source: RefSeq, a predicted model, not a curated record
AUGAGCACAACACUAGUUCCUCAAAUGGAAGUCAUUGAGAACAUCAAAACAACACAAGAAGAAAUGAAAUGUGACGACUUGAUAUGCGAAGAAUCAGGGAGUGAAAUUCAGAAUCCGGAGCCAACCAGUAAUUCAUCACAAAACAACUCUUCAAAUGUCGAAGAAUCUUCUCUUGAAGAUGCCAACAAAAAAUCCGAAGUUGGCAUUGAGAUGGAAGAAAAGGUAGAAAACAACGAAAAUUUGUCCACAAAAGAAAAUGUAAUUACCACCGAAAAUACUGAUCUUCCACAACCAAGGGGUCAAGAAGGAAACAACCAUAUCGAAGUCCCCACCGAGCCUGAAAAGGCUGAAGCAAAACCUGUUGGAGAGGUUCAAGUGAAAAUUGAGGAAGUGAAAGAGAAGAAAGAAGAAGAAGACCCUGAGAAGGAACACCUCAAAAAAGAGGAAGAAAAGAUGUUAAGAAGAAUUCGAAAUUAUAUGGUUAUCUCUCUGCUGUUCCCUCCUUUUCUCUUCUUUGGUGCUUUCAUCCUCCUCAGAUCUCCUAAGACAGAACUUUUGAAGAAGAAAAAGAGACAAAUGAUCGUCAUGUCGGUCAUGAUGACUAUAUUAGAGACAGUGUUUAUCUUAUGGACAGCAGCUGUUAUUGUUCUAUUGUUAACUACACCGUGGACUCCAGUCCUUAGAAAUUAA